AUGUGCUGGUCGUCUUCCCACUCUUACGGGCGCUUUCCCAAUUGGCCCUCGUUGUGCUCUGUCUCACUCUUGCACCAGUCGUGCCGUGUCCAACGUGAUCCAGUCGCGUCCAGUCGUGGUGGUGUUGCAAAACCCUAUCGAUCCAACCAGUGUACGCAGCGCGGGAUCUGUGGUCCUUUCGUAGAUGCGAACCGGGUCAAACGAAGUCGUGUGUGUGGAGUAGCUGCAUUUGAUAAUGACGAUCUUCCCAAGUGGGAAGUGGGAAGAUCUGCACGGGCCGUUGCAACGCGCAUCGGCGUGAACGAUUUUCCCCCACCGAGGCGUGGAGGCAAAGUCCCCGACGACGACACAUGA
Plenodomus lingam JN3 is the source of this 354-nucleotide messenger RNA. RefSeq lists its product as uncharacterized. The record is from RefSeq and is a predicted model, not a curated record. Lineage: Eukaryota; Fungi; Ascomycota; Dothideomycetes; Pleosporales; Leptosphaeriaceae. Gene Ontology annotation, biological process: intracellular transport; protein secretion.